Molecule: messenger RNA, 423 nt
Organism: Amorphotheca resinae ATCC 22711
Lineage: Eukaryota; Fungi; Ascomycota; Leotiomycetes; Helotiales; Amorphothecaceae
Exons: 1
Coding region: 1-423 (140 amino acids)
Source: RefSeq, a predicted model, not a curated record
AUGCGCUCGAAAAGCACAAAACAAGUUACGAAACCAGGAAAAUGCGAUGCUGCUGGGAAACAACGUCGCAUUCAACCACAUGUUCAACCGCGACUCGAGUCCCCGCAGAACAGUACUGAUGUCUCGAUCAUAUUGAUCACAUAUCAGAAGAACAAAAAUCCGCCCAUGCUUACCCGCUCUACCCCGAGGGGACCCCUCCAGGUCAUCAACGCCACCACUCACACACCCUCUCCUUCUCCCUGCACCGCCUAUUUCAGUAACAUUCCCAGGAUCCCAGCCAACCCUCACGUAUGGAGGAUUUACUCCGUAGAUUCCAUCGUCAUGGCACGAAUCACCGCCACACCCUACUCCCCUGGAUCCCUCCCCGGCUCAGCCAUCUCACUGCCUCCAUCCUUUGCGACCCGCCUGAAUGCUGAACGCUGA